AUGUAUGCGGACCGAAAGGUUCGGGAUUUAGAGUUUAUGGUGGGCGAGCAGGUUCUUAUGAAGAUUUCACCCAUGAAGGGUGCUGUGAGGUAUCAUUUAGACGGGACUCAUAUUGUCAGUUGGGAUUCUGUGUUGCUGGAUGAGAAUCUGUCCUAUGAGGAGGAGUCUAUUGGGAUCUUGGAUAGGCAGGUUAGAAAGUUGAGGUCUAAUGAGAUUGCUUCUGUUAAGGUUCAACAGAAGCAUCGUCAUAUUGAGGAGGCCACAUGGGAGAUCGAGUCAGAUGUACAUGCCAGAUAUCCUCAGUUAUUUGCUAACUCAGGAGUGGGUGAAAAACCAGAAAUUUGGUGUUUGGUGUUCGUUGUAGCAGCACCAGAUCCGCUAUAG
Molecule: messenger RNA, 384 nt
Organism: Lycium barbarum (goji berry)
Lineage: Eukaryota; Viridiplantae; Streptophyta; Magnoliopsida; Solanales; Solanaceae
Exons: 3
Coding region: 1-384 (127 amino acids)
Source: RefSeq, a predicted model, not a curated record